Messenger RNA from Neodiprion fabricii, 3535 nucleotides. RefSeq names its product 116 kDa U5 small nuclear ribonucleoprotein component. Bases 194 to 3133 code for a protein of 979 amino acids. Gene Ontology annotation, cellular component: U4/U6 x U5 tri-snRNP complex; cytosol; U2-type catalytic step 2 spliceosome. Gene Ontology annotation, molecular function: GTPase activity; translation elongation factor activity; U5 snRNA binding. The transcript is spliced from 8 exons. The record is from RefSeq and is a predicted model, not a curated record. Gene Ontology annotation, biological process: mRNA splicing, via spliceosome. NCBI's taxonomy places the organism in Eukaryota, Metazoa, Arthropoda, Insecta, Hymenoptera, Diprionidae.
CUUCUCGCUAAGUUCAAGUCACAGCGGUAGACGACGCACGCUUUUCGUAAUCCUAACCUCCACCGAUGUUUAUUUAUUGGCAGCAUUUCUGUUUCAAUUCGUUGUAAAUCCUCAGUGUUAGUUUGUUCAGCUAGUCUUUGGAUUGAGUGAGCGCUUUUUUAAUACCCAAAAUCAUUUUUGAGAAUCUUUGACGAUGGAUGCUGACCUUUACGAUGAAUUCGGAAAUUACAUCGGCCCCGACUUGGCAUCCGAGAGCGAGGAUGAAGCUGAGUAUGGAAAUGGAGGAGACGAUGCCGGAGAUCAAGAGCGAUCUGACGAAGAGAUGGAAGAAGAUAAGGACGAGGUUCGGGAGCACCCUGACCAAAGCACGAUGGCCGUUGUCCUCCAUGAAGAUAAACGCUAUUAUCCAAGCGCUUUGGAAGUUUAUGGACCGGAGGUGGAAACUCUGGUGCAAGAAGAAGAUGCCCAACCACUUGAUAAACCUUUAAUUGCGCCAACCAGAAGGCCAAAGUUUCAAAUCAAGCAACAGCAACUGCCAGAUACUACGUACAGCAUCGAGUUUCUUGCAGACAUGAUGGAUGCCCCUCAUCUUAUACGAAAUAUCGUACUCUUGGGUCAUUUGCAUCACGGUAAAACGACUCUCGUUGACUGCCUCGUUCGUCAAACUCACCCCUACAUGCACAGUGUAACGGAUGAAAAGGCACUCAGAUACACCGACACCUUGUUUACUGAACAGCAGCGAGGCGUGUCAACGAAAGCCACACCAGUUACUCUACUGCUCCAAGAUGUUAAGGCUAAGUCAUACUUGUUGAACGUGUUCGACACUCCAGGGCACGUCAACUUUUCUGACGAGGCCACAGCCGCUAUCCGAAUGUCGGAUGGGGCUGUUUUGGUUGUAGACGCAGCAGAAGGUGUGAUGCUAAAUACAGAACGUCUGCUGAAGCAUGCGCUGCAGGAAAAACUUGCACUGACUGUCUGCAUUAAUAAAGUGGAUAGAUUAAUACUGGAAUUGAAGUUGCCCCCUCUAGACGCUUACUACAAGUUGCGACACAUAAUUGAGGAAGUGAACGGGCUCAUUGCUCUGUACUCUGAUUCUGAGAAUCCUGCGUUCGUCUCCCCAGCUUUGGGCAAUGUUUGCUUUGCCAGCUCGGAGUACAAUGUUUGCUUUACUCUGAGAUCAUUUGCUGCUCUCUAUGCCAAAAAUCAUCCGCAGCUUAACGCUACAGAAUUUGCAAAGCGGCUUUGGGGCGAUGUAUACUUCAAUUCGAAAACUCGAAAGUUUAUCAAGAAACCGCCGCAUAAUACCGCUCAGCGAAGUUUCAUCGAAUUUAUUCUGGAACCACUUUACAAGAUUUUUGCACAGGUCGUCGGCGACGUCGACACCACACUUCCGGAUGUGCUUGACGAAUUGGGCAUCAGGUUAAGCUCUGAAGAAAUGAAAAUGAAUAUCAGGCCACUUCUCAGAUUGGUGUGCACAAGAUUUUUGGGUGACAUGAGCGGGCUCGUUGAUAUGUGCGUAACUCAUGUGCCUAGUCCACAUUCUCAUGCUCCAGUCAAAGUUCGACACGUCUAUACUGGCCCUCCAGAUUCACCACUUGCGCAGGAUAUGACCAACUGUGAUCCAGACGGCCAACUGAUGGUACACAGUACAAAAAUGUAUCCCACCGAAGAUUGUACCUUGUUCGUUGUACUGGGAAGGGUGAUGUCGGGGACUUUGGAGGCGGGAGCGCGAGUUCGUGUCUUGGGUGAGGCUUAUUCUAAGGCCGACGAGGAGGACUCGCGAAUAUUGACGGUCGGUCGCUUGUGGAUCAGCGAAGCUCGUUACUCCAUAGAACUGAAUCGAGUACCUGCUGGUAAUUGGGUGUUGAUAGAAGGUAUCGACAGGCCGAUAGUCAAAACGAGCACAAUAACUGACCUAAGCAAUUCUGAUGACUUGCACAUAUUCCGACCAUUGAAAUUCAACACUCAGAGUGUAAUAAAGAUCGCUGUUGAGCCUGUUAAUCCGUCCGAACUACCAAAAAUGUUGGAUGGAUUGAGAAAAGUAAACAAAAGCUACCCUCUUCUUGGCACAAGGGUCGAGGAGAGCGGUGAACACGUUGUUCUUGGUACUGGUGAACUCUAUCUGGAUUGCGCCAUGCACGACCUGCGCAGAAUGUACUCCGAAAUUGAUAUCAAGGUUGCUGAUCCCGUCGUCGCUUUCGCCGAAACGGUGGUCGAGACUAGCUCCUUGAAAUGCUUUGCUGAAACUCCCAACAAGCGAAAUAAACUGACAAUGAUUGCUGAGCCUCUGGAAAGAGGAUUGGCAGAGGAUAUCGAGGCGGAACAUGUCCGUAUCACUUGGAACAAAAAACGCCUGGGUGAAUUUUUUCAGACAAAGUAUGACUGGGAUUUGCUCGCGGCUCGAAGCAUCUGGGCGUUUGGUCCUGACUCCACUGGACCCAACAUUCUGGUCGAUGACACACUGCCCUCGGAGGUAGACAAAACGCUUUUGGGAAGCGCAAGGGAUGCCAUUGUUCAAGGAUUCCAAUGGGGAACCAGGGAAGGACCUCUUGCCGAAGAGCCUAUCAGAAAUGUAAAAUUCAAGAUAUUGGACGCCGUCAUUGCUCAGGAACCCCUGCACAGAGGAGGUGGCCAGAUUAUUCCGACGGCAAGGAGAGUCGCUUAUUCGGCAUUUUUAAUGGCCACUCCUCGCCUCAUGGAGCCGUAUCUGUUCGUCGAGGUCCAAGCACCAGCCGAUUGUGUUUCGGCGGUUUACACGGUCCUUGCAAAACGUCGCGGACACGUUACACAAGACGCUCCGGUUCCCGGAAGUCCGUUGUAUACGAUAAAAGCGUUUAUCCCAGCCAUCGACAGUUUCGGCUUCGAGACAGACCUCAGAACGCACACGCAAGGCCAGGCGUUUUGCCUCUCAGUCUUUCAUCACUGGCAAAUCGUGCCGGGAGAUCCUCUUGACAAAAGCAUAACCAUCAGACCUCUCGAACCUCAGCCAGCCACCCAUUUGGCCAGAGAAUUUAUGCUGAAAACCAGGAGACGCAAAGGCCUCUCCGAAGAUGUUUCUAUCAACAAAUUCUUCGACGAUCCUAUGUUGCUUGAACUCGCAAGGCAGGAUGUGUUACUCAAUUAUCCUCUUUAGGCUGGAUAAAAAUCAUUGUUAAAUAUGUUAGUCCAGAACGAAUUACCUACAAGCCAGGAGAGAACAUUGAUACAAGUGAUACAGCGGUUCAUAUUUCAAAUUGUCAUAAAUAAUAUGUAUCAUAGUGUCACCGUGCACUGAUAUUACAGAUACGUGACAUGUAUGGCAAAGCUUGAUCAGACAUGCAUCGAGACGACGCUUGCUUGUGGGGGAAAAAAAUAUUAUAUUUUAUUUUUCGCAUUCUAUUCAUCACCUCAUUCCAUACAACAAUUUUCUUACAGAAAAACGUAGAGUAAGGUAUAAGAGGUCGAGUACAAUCAAGACAGUGGUCAUAUUACUAUCGCAAUUGUCAAGAAAAUAUUUUUUUUCCAAACUUUAACGAAUAAAACCUAUUUAUAAUUA